AUGAAUCCUCAUCAGAAGAACAAGGUUGACGUCAAGUCCCUCUCCCCCGAGGAGCAGCGUCUCUUCCGCCUGUACGGAAAGCUCCCCAACCGUUCCGAUCACUUCGCCAAGCAUCUCAAGGAGCGCAAGUACUUCGACUCAGGCGACUACGCCAUGUCCAAGGCCGGCAAGGGCGACGGCGUCGACGCCGGCGCCGUCGGCUCCCAGCAUCCCGUCCCCGAGAAUAUCCCCCACCUGUCGUCGCCUGUCAACAACAACAGCGGUGCCGUAUCUACCUCGCCCAAUGGCUCUGCCUCUUCUUCCCUCCCCGGGUCUGGUCCCACCGCACCAGGUGGUGUCAUCCCCAAGCACGCCCAUCAUGGGUCCGUCCCGGGUAUCCAGGCUGGCAGUCCCAUAAAAGAGGGCAGCUUCCUCCAGCGUGAGACUAGCGUCGAUGACCUGGACGAGGACGACAAGGGCGGCGAUGACGCUUCUGGCCGUCUUGCUGCCGCCGAGGGUAUCCCUAUCCGCCGUUGA
Geosmithia morbida is the source of this 516-nucleotide messenger RNA. Its product is annotated as cAMP-regulated phosphoprotein/endosulfine conserved region. Gene Ontology annotation, molecular function: protein phosphatase inhibitor activity. The record is from RefSeq and is a predicted model, not a curated record. NCBI's taxonomy places the organism in Eukaryota, Fungi, Ascomycota, Sordariomycetes, Hypocreales, Bionectriaceae. The coding region runs from base 1 to 516 and encodes 171 amino acids. The transcript is spliced from 2 exons. Gene Ontology annotation, cellular component: cytoplasm.